This is a messenger RNA of Bemisia tabaci, 2409 nucleotides long. It is a transcript of the gene Rcc1, whose product is annotated as Regulator of chromosome condensation 1. Lineage: Eukaryota; Metazoa; Arthropoda; Insecta; Hemiptera; Aleyrodidae. Gene Ontology annotation, molecular function: guanyl-nucleotide exchange factor activity. The record is from RefSeq and is a predicted model, not a curated record. Gene Ontology annotation, cellular component: cytoplasm.
AGAUAAUCUGUGCAAGAGGUUAUCCUAAAACGGUCGCAUUUCAGCCGUAAUUUAUUUCAUUAUCUAAGAUUUUCGGUUUCAGGCACGAUUUCCAAGCGAGAAGGGUAAGAGACAUUAAGCAAGCAUCAGUAAAAGUUGAACUGAAUUCUUUUUGGUGUCGUAGCUCAUUUUAAUUUUGAACUUUUACAGCAUUGCCCCGUGCCAAACCGUGAAAGUUCACGUAGGAUCUGUUGCUUCAUCUCUUUAUGACUGAACCUAAAUCAAAACGCACGAUGCCUGUACCUAAUACAGAAGUUCGGAAAGGUUUGAAGAGACAGAACUCAGGACCAAUAACAGGAGUAUCCACCAAAAAGUUUCUGCACUCCUUGGAUUUUGUGAAACCAGUUCCUCGGCAUUCCAGAGGUCCUGGAUUGGUGUUGGCUUUUGGACAAGGCGAAGUGGGUCAGUUGGGGCUUGGACCAGAUAUUUUCGAAAAAAACAAACCAGCUGUUGUACCGGAUGUAGACAAUAUCAUUGACAUCUAUGCUGGUGGCAUGCACACUGUCUGUCUUACCGCUGAUGGAGAAGUAAUCACUUGGGGCUGCAAUGACGAAGGCGCUUUGGGGCGAGAAACGACAGAAGAAGGAAGUGAAACGGAACCAGGAAAAGUGGACCUUCCAGAGAAGGCGGUCAUCAUAACCGCAGGUGACUCUCACUCUGCAGCAUUGUUGGAGUCUGGACGUGUGUUUGCUUGGGGUUCAUUUAGGGAUUCUCACGGAACAAUGGGCCUCACGCCAAGCGGAAUCCAAAAAGUGCCUGUGGAGUUGGUUCUUCCGACACGUGUCCUCAAGCUAGCCUCUGGAGCAGAUCAUCUUGCUCUUCUAACAGUUGACGGACAAGUUUACACCUGUGGCUGUGGAGAACAGGGUCAGCUUGGCCGCCUCCCUGAACGUAGCGCUCAAAGAAACAAUCGACUUGGCAUUGUUCAACUGUUAACGCCUGCGAUUGUCUCCUUUCAUCCAAGAUUGAAAUUAGAGUUUGAUGAGGUAUGGACUGGAGCUUAUUGCACUUUUGCUAGGGAAAAGAAGAAGAGCAAGGUGUAUGCAUUUGGACUGAACAAUUACAAUCAACUUGGUUUGAAAAACACAAAAAAUCAUUUUCACCCCCUCGUGUCAGAGUCUCUUAGCUGCAAAAAGUGGAAUCAAAUCAGCGGAGGCCAACACCACACUAUAGCUUUAGACAAUGAUGGUGUGACAUAUGCAAUCGGAAGAAAAGAGUAUGGUCGUCUAGGACUGGGCGACAUUGAUGAAGAUGCUCUAGUUCCCACCGUUAUUCCAACAUUAAAAGACAAAAAUGUAGUCAAUAUUGCAAGUGGAAGUGCAGUGUCGUUUGCUGUGUCAGAUGAUGGUGAAGUUUGGGGUUGGGGUAUGGGAACUAACAAUCAGCUUGGUACCGGUGAUGACGAGGACCUGCUCAUCCCAACGAAGAUCAGUGGCAAACAGCUAGAAACGCGAUCAGUGCUUCAAGUGUCGGCUGGUGGCCAACAUACGGUCCUUUUGGCCAAAAACAAGUGAUAAAUGCCUGCCCUACCUCCUUUUUUUAUUCACCUUUACAUUUUAAGAUUAACCAAUUUUUACUGUAUAAUUUACCCUGUACCCAGGAAGCCUGCUAAUCAAACCUGUAAAUUCAGACUUCAAAUCAUCUGAUACCACAAUUUUUUGUGAUUCCAGCUUCACAAUUAUUCGAUGGCUCAAUCAGGGGGCCGUGUAUCUUGAUUUGUAGCUUUGCAGACUUUCCGUCGUGCUUUACUUUCAAUUGGAAAUCAGCGUAAUUUCAUGAAAAAUUCUUUUGCAAAAAUAUAUUGCAGAAAUGUGGAAACACAAUAACUAAGAUACAAAGUUUCCGAGUUUGAUCAUCAACAUAAUUUGUGUAAUGCUUACUAACAGAGUGCAACUGGACUGCUGUAUUCAGGUUUCGAUAUUGAGAGAGGCUAUUUCUUAGUCAAGCUGUUUUUAAAGGACAUUUUAGUUGGCAAUUUGCCCUGCGCAUUGUGCAACUAAGCUUAAAGGUAUGAAUUCAAACAAAGCUGUGGGUAUAAGAGGGUGACCUAACAAUCGUGAAUUUUUAUCUUCAAACUCUCAGUUUUUAUGCUGCAGGUGUUGAAUAUCAUUUGCCCCCUGGUUACAAGUUUAAGAUAAAUUUUGCUCUUGUUCAAUUGAUUGAUUUUUAAUUGUGAAUCAGAAAGGUAAUUUUACCUGCACUGAAAUCUAACCCUCGGCCAUCCUUCUAAAUUUUUCUUUUAGUAUAAAUGGGUCUGUUACAUAAACUGAAAGAAGAUUGGAUAAUCAUAUUUAUAGUGUGACAUACCCAACUGUAUUAGUUUUUUUUUUAACUUGUGUGUUUUUAUUUAUAAGAAACUGAUUUUUUCUC